GCUGUUUCAAUUUCACUUCCUACAACAAUGUUUCCAAAAGAGCAGUCUUUGCUCAGGGAUAUUUGUCGCUAUCAGAAACAUUUCAAAGACCGUGAUAAACUACACGUAGAGACUUUUGACACGGGGACAAUGCUAUGACUCACUAACAUGGGUCAGGUUGGAGAGGAGAGUCCGUCUUGCCGCAGCCUGCUGACCUAUCACCGGGAGGUGCUGGUCUCCAAACUCAGGAGUAUCCAGUGUGUCCUGGACAAUCUGCUCAGCUCAGAGUUUCUUUGUGAAGAAGAGGUAGAGGCCGUACAGCGCACUGACACUAAACCCAACCAGGUGCGUAAAAUCCUGGAGCUGGCGCAGUGCAAAGGGGAGCAGGCCUGUGACUUUUUGAUCUACAUAAUUUAUACAGUGGGAGAUGCCUAUGUCGACCUGCAGCCAUGGCUCAAAGAAAUCAACUAUGUCCCCAGUAAAGAUGUGUCUGUCCUGACAGUAGAGAACACAGACCCCAUCAGCAGAUAUAGUGAAAAGCAGAGGCGGGAAAUUGGCCGUGACACCAGCUUCAUCAUGUCGUACGGUCAAAGAGAAGAAACUCGCCUGGAGGAGCUUUACACCGACACCCUAAUGGAACUAUUUAAUGGUGCCAAUGAGAGUCUGGGGCUUUUAGACACUUUAGAACAACUCCUCACCGACGAUGCUGUCUUCAACCCACAAGGAGAAACCAUCUAUGUAGUCGGUGACGCUGGUGUGGGCAAAUCCAUUCUUCUCCAAAAGCUGCAAAACUUGUGGUCGAAGAAGGAGCUAGUUACUGAUGCCAUUUUCUUGUUUAAGUUUCGUUGUAGGAUGUUUAGUACUUUUAAAGACUCUGAACAGAUCUCCCUUAGAGACUUGUUGUUCAAAUACAAUUGCUUCCCAGAUCUUGACCCUGACAAUGAGGUGUUUGACUAUAUUGUACGUUUUCCUCACAAAGUCCUCUUCACUUUUGAUGGAUAUGAUGAAAUUCAAGAUGAUCUUGAGAGAUAUAACGUUCCUGAGGUGUCCUCCCCAGAUGAGAAAGCCCACCCAUUGCAACUACUCACAAGUUUACUCUCCGGCAAGCUACUUCAAGGCUCCCAGAAGGUACUUACAGCACGAACAGGUAUCGAAAUGCAACAGAAGGUAGUCAAAAAGAAAGUAAUUUUACGUGGUUUUUCGCCGUCGCACCUCAAAACGUACAUUCGAUUACAUUUUAAGGACCAAAGCCAAAGAGAACGUGUUGAAAUCCAAUUAGACGCUAGCCCUCAUCUGUGUGGUCUUUGCUCCACACCUCUGUUCUGCUGGAUUGUCUUCAAAAGCUUUACCCAUCUACACACCAUGCAUGAUAGCUUUGAGCUGCCAGAAUCUUGCAUAACAUUAACAGAUAUCUUUCUCCUCCUAUGCGAGAUGUAUUUGACUCGUUCAGCCCCGCCUCCUUUGUCCAUUCAAAGGAGAAAUGCCCGAUGCACAGCAGAAACGUUUAAAUCAGGGCUAAAACCACUUGCAGGAUUCGCCAAACUAGCUCUACAAGGGUUUGAUAAAGGGACUUUCUAUUUCAGCCAGGACGAGUUGAGGGCUUGUGGGUUAACCGAAGAAGAUGAGGCAUUGGGUUUUCUUCGAUCUGUUAGCGAAUAUGAAAACACAGAAAACCCAGCAACUUUUGAGUUCCUCCAUUUGACAUUACAAUCUUUCCUUGUUGCAUUUGGGCUAAUUUUGGAUGAAGAUAUGCCCCUAAACACUAUAUUAAAGUUCUUUGCAGAGUGUAGCAGGAAGAAAAAAUCAUCAUGCCUCCCUUGUGACUUUUUUCACAAUCUUUCCCCAAAGCCAAGCGGUACCAGAGGAUCCCAGACCAACGAGCAUCUACAAUUCACAAACUUAUUUCUUUGCGGUUUGCUGUCAAAACCAAAAACUAGCCUCAUGGAACAACUUGUUGCUCCAAAAAUGUUGAAGGAAAAACAAGCACUUCUCAAAUCCUACUUGUCAACAAGUGUUAAGUCACAUAUACAUGGCUUACCAGUCCACGAGACUGAUGAAGGCAAGAAAGUCCAUGUUUUGCCUAACUUUUUGUGGAUGUUGAGGUGUAUAUAUGAGACAGGGAGUAGAGACAUAGCCAAAAUGACAGCAAAAGGUAUCACAGCUGGGUUUAUCAAGCUGGGAUAUUGUAAUGUCUAUUCUGGAGACUGCACAGCUUUGAACUUUGUGUUGCAACAUCGACGCAAGCUGCUUGGUCUGGAUAUGGACAAUAACAACAUUAGCGAUUAUGGGGUGAAGCAGCUCAGGCCGUCGCUGUCUAAGAUGACCAUAGUCAGAUUUUGUGUUAAUUAUCUAUCAGACAGCAGCAUUGAGGUGCUCGCAGAGGAGCUGUGCAAGUGCAAAGUUGUGGAGGUCUUGGGGCUCUAUAACAAUUGCAUAACAGAUGCUGGGGCAAAACUUGUGGCAAAAAUAAUUGAGGAAUGCCCCAAGCUGCGAAUUGUUAAGCUUGGUAAAAACAAGAUCACACCAGUGGGAGGGAGAUAUUUGGCCGAUGCAAUCAAGAAAAGCACGUCUAUAUUUGAUGUUGGGAUGUGGGGAAACACUCUUGGUGACGAAGGAGCCUGUGCGUUUGCCGAAGCUUUGAGACACCAUCCAAGUUUAACCAAUCUCAGUCUGUCAGCCAAUUGCAUCUCUUCAGAGGGAGGGAAGAGUCUUGCCUCAGCUCUUAAAGACAACAGCACCCUUAGGAUCUUCUGGCUGGUGCAGAAUGAUUUAUCAGAUGACUCUGCCCAACACUGGACUGAUUUGGUGCGAGCCAAUACUGGACUGAAACACCUUUGGUUAAUCAACAACAAGUUCACUGUGGAGGGCAUCCGAAAACUGGCAGAAGCACUUCCUGAAAAUAAACACCUUGAAGAAAUUUGUGUAAAGGGAAACCUAUUGAGUCCAGUAGAAGAGGAACAGUUUGUGGAGGAGAAGAGACUUCGCUUUCACUGAUGGGGCAUUGUCUUUGCUCUUACUGUGACUACAUAAAACCAAGUGGGAACUGCACACACACAUGUGGCAUCUGACUGUUGACUUUUUUAUAGAAAAGUACUAACAAUGAGGAAGUGAUGCCCCACACUGAAAAUUGAAAACUUCCUCUAUAAUUAAAUGAAUGUGACUGUUACUAUUGGUCUCGCAGGAUAGUUGCAGUGUGGUUCCCUCCCCCUUAUGUUACAAUGGGUUGCACCAUCCAAAUAUUUUAAUGUGAAUUGUGCCUAAUGCUGUCUAGGAUCUACCUACAGCUGACAACAAUGAGCAGAAGAUAACUUAACGACUAUUUAGUAUUCUUAGUGUAGUUUCAAAAGUGUAUCUUGAGUCUAGGUAGAGAUAGCAUUUUAACUCUUUUCCAAAGGUACUUUUUUUUUUUACACAUGGGCUGUUCGUGUUAGGAUUUUGAGUGUAAAAUAGAUUUAGGGACUUAACUCCUUUGCAAAAUGUACAUUGCUAAAAAUGGGAUAGGGCAAUGUUCAAUGUUUUUGAUUUGACAGGCCUCCACACCAUUACUCUUGAGAUGUCUUUUGGUUUGAUUUGAUACGUUUUCAAAUGUUAUAAAUCAAUGUAUUUUUGGCAUGAAACAUUAAUUAGUCAUUUAUAUCACAAUACUUUUUAACUUUGUUUUUAGACUAUUUGUAUUGUUUACUGGAUUACCUACCUUUUGGAAUUUUACAUGUUAGUAUAAGGUAACCCACAGGAUACAUGUAAAGUAUGAUAUGGGACGCAUUGUGUUUCGUAUAAUGUGACAUGGAUGUAAACUAUUUGGAGCCAAAAAGCCCCUUUGGCAAAUGUCAUUAUAUUGGAGAGUUGUUCUAUUGCAUGAGGCAAAGAUGUUGUGCUUUGGAACAAUGUCUGAACGUAUAAUACAUUUUUGUAUUGCAAGUGUUUUGUUGACUUCUUUAGUACUCACAUUUGUGAUUCAAUUCUGGGAUUGAUCAGGGUUGUUUACAACAAUUUGUUUUUAAUUUUUAAUUGCAGUUUAAAAUGGCUAAAUCAAACAGUGGUCUAUUAACCCUCUACAAAACAGGAAGUUGGUUGCUCUACAGAAGUUGCCAAAUAGAUUUGGGUUAAUUUCAACAUACUUGUAUCAUCUUAAGGGGAUUUUGUAGCUGUUCCCAUAUCCUUGAGUGGACUUUCUCUCAUGAACUUUUGACAAACUCUUUUGAGGAUUUCCACAUUUUAAUUUUAAAAUUGAUUCCUGAUGAUGAAGUUUUAUUCUUUUGAUUCUGAACUUGGCUCUUACUUUCCUCCUCAAGUAGUAUUAGUAAUAGGAUUUCCCUCAAAUUCCCUCAAAGGUUAUUUUUGUGAUUUGUUUUUGUGAGUCUUUUCCGAUGGUAAGGUAAAAUUGGUCUAUUCAAACAGCAUUUUGACUUUCAAACAUAAGCUGAACAAACAGGCACUUUCCUUUUAUUACUUUUUUUGUAAUUGAUACUAUUGAUAUUUUCAAUUUAAACUUUGCAUUCAACCAAUUCAUUAAUUAAUCUCAAAAUUGUCAAAAAUUGUCAAAGGACAAUUUUGUUGUCAGGGCAACUGUGUAUGUGUCUGAAUGAGUGGCUCUACUUAACAUUGAACAUAACUUUGAACUAUUCUUUCACUUGAAUAAUGAUCUAUCUGAUCUGUUAUGUCAAGCAGCUGACACAAAGAACCCAAACACCACAGGUGAAUGUCAUAUUUCUAUUAAGGCCAGAAUCAUUGCAAAAUCUCAGAGAUCACACAGGUAUCAAUCACCAUCUUGUAUUUGAAAUGAAAUGUAAAUUUGAAAUUAAUAAAAGGAAAUGGUACAAUUUUAAAUGUCAUGUGAAAUUGCGUCUUCCUUAGAGGUGAAAUGUGACGUUCUUGUACCGCCCUCAUGUGGUGAAACUGGGUAUUACAUGGCGUCAUUACCUCAGAAUAAUCUUGUACUCAACCUGAAACUCAAAUUAAUUGCUGCUUUUUAAGUUUGUUGUUUUAACUACAUUGAAUGCUUAAUUCAUCUUUGCGAAACAAAGACAAAAACAAAAACUUGAGGCCAGU
This is a messenger RNA of Periophthalmus magnuspinnatus, 5028 nucleotides long. RefSeq names its product nucleotide-binding oligomerization domain containing 1 (gene nod1). The transcript has 12 exons. Gene Ontology annotation, biological process: regulation of apoptotic process. NCBI's taxonomy places the organism in Eukaryota, Metazoa, Chordata, Actinopteri, Gobiiformes, Gobiidae. The record is from RefSeq and is a predicted model, not a curated record. The coding region runs from base 148 to 2973 and encodes 941 amino acids. Gene Ontology annotation, molecular function: protein binding.